Dalotia coriaria is the source of this 1424-nucleotide messenger RNA. RefSeq names its product facilitated trehalose transporter Tret1-like. NCBI's taxonomy places the organism in Eukaryota, Metazoa, Arthropoda, Insecta, Coleoptera, Staphylinidae. The transcript is spliced from 2 exons. Gene Ontology annotation, cellular component: membrane. The record is from RefSeq and is a predicted model, not a curated record. Gene Ontology annotation, biological process: transmembrane transport. Gene Ontology annotation, molecular function: transmembrane transporter activity. The coding region runs from base 69 to 1346 and encodes 425 amino acids.
UAGCUGCAUUACUAGGCUUCUUUCAUUGCAUUUGCGGUGGGCUGCUUUCAGGUUUUUCGGCUAUUCUAAUGGCGCAAUUUAAAGAAAAUCCAAAUAGUUUUACUAUUUCCGAAGAAGAAGCAUCGUGGAUUGCAUCAAUUGUGGUUAUUCCAAUGGCACCCUCGUGUUUGGUAGCUGGUUAUCUCAUCAACAAAAUGCCAAAACGUUUAUUUGCCAGCCUCUUGGCAAUGAUUGAAAUUGCGGGUUGGUUGAUCAUUUACUACAACACAUCACUAACGGAAAUAUUAGUAGGAAGAUUAUUAACUGGUAUUGCAAGCGCUGGUGGUGCUCCAAUCAUACCACAAUUUAUUGGAGAAACAUCACAUCCGCAACUAAGAGGAUUUUUUCUAACUUCCGUACUUUUGGGACUUUCCGUUGGAAUUCUGAUAAUUCACGUCCUGGGAGCAUUGUUUUCAUGGAAAACCUGCAUCAUCAUAACAGUUCUAAUUCUGUUUAUUUAUCUUUGUUUGAUAUUCUAUCUGAAAGAACCGUAUGGUUGGUAUCUGAGAACACACGACCAACCUGCAGCAAAGAAGAGUUUCAGUUGGUAUCGAGGAAAUAGUCCGGAAGCAAAAAGAGAGAUUGCAAAACUUAUUUCAAACCAACAUGAAAACACCUACGCGAAUUAUUCGAUCAAAGAGAUGACUAAGUUGUUCCUGAGUCGAUUGCUGCUCAUGCCACUUGCAAUCAGUGCAACGCUCAUGAUAACUAUGCACUUUUCCGGAAACAAGGCAAUCAUGUUUUACUCAAUCACUAUUUUGAGUCAGACUGUGCCGUUGUUGAAUCAAUAUGCAUCGACUGUUAUCGUUGAUGUAAUACGAGUCGGAAUGACGUUGGUAGGAGCCGUAUUGAUAAGAAACUUUCGUGUGCGUCCAUUGUUGAUCAUCAGUGGAGUUGGAAGCGCUGCAUCGCAUUGUUGUUUCGCUUUAUUUAUAUACCAAUCAGGUGAAAACCAACAUGAAGUGUACUCUAUCCUUGCAUUGAUAUCAUUGAUAUCUUAUAUUGUUUUUUCAUCAAUUGGUAUUGCGUCAUUACCGUGGGUAAUUUGUGGAGAAAUUUUUCCUUUGAUCGUUAAAGGAAUCGGAUGCGGAUUCAGCACGUUUGCUUAUUUCUUUUCGUUCUUCCUGGUGAUUAAACUAAGCCCAAAUUUAUUUGAUGCAUUUGGUCUAGCUGGAGGAUUUUUAUGUUUCGCGUUAUUUACUUUCUUGGGAACUGUAAUUCUCUAUUUUAUUCUACCAGAAACAAAAAACAAAACUCUGAAAGAGAUCGAGGAAAUGUUUCGUGAGCGUCGAAGCACUAAAUUUUAAUUAAUAUUUUAAAUGCGAAUAUUGUAAUUGUAUUAGUAGCUUUUAUAAAUUAUAAUAAACAAUUUGUCCUUCAAAUAA